AUGGAGGAUAAGAUGUUUAUUGACAGACUGAGCGGACCAGGAAAUUGGGCAACAUGGAAGUUUCAGAUGGAACACUUGCUAAAGGCUAAAGGACUAUGGGGCAUGCUAAUGGAGACGGAGACGCUAGCCGUAGAUGCUAACGCAGCAGCACAGUGGGAGCUGCUACCAAGAAAGGGAAUACACUGCAGUUCAGAAAGUCUCGUUGUUACAUACGUGGAAAAAGUGGAACACUUCAAGGAAUGGGAACACAAAGAGCUGAUGGACUAUAUCAGCUGGAUAUUAAAAGGCCGCUACAGUGCUUCUGUAGCGGCCAGCCUGUGGCACCAGCGCCUUGGUCACACUACCAAGCUUAAAGAACUCAAAGAUCUGGUGAAUGGAGUGAACUUUUCUGCAGAAAAAGAGAUUCCCUUCUGUGAAGGAUGUGUGGAAGGCAAGUUGGCUAAAAAGCCAUUCAAAUCGAUUGGAGGAAUUCGUUCCAAACGCAAGAUGCAGCUGAUCCACAGUGAUGUCUGUGGUCCCAUGCAGAUUGAAUCUAUAGGUGGAGCAAAAUAUUUUGUAUAUUUCAUUGAUGAUUACACAAGAUGCUGCAAGGCUACGUCGAAGAGUGCUACGACCGUCUCGUCAUGGGGAAGCCCUAAGACGCCAACGUCUAAAAGAAGCCGCCCGGAGGACUCACCUGGCCAUGUGUCACCGCCCGGUACAAACUUCACCGACAUCCUGGAUUCCAUCGACAAGAGGCUGACUUGUUUGGAUGGCCGCCUCGCACGUGUCGAGGUGCUCCACAAAGAAUUCCAAGCCAUCCGAGAGAGAUUGGAAUCCGGACAACAGCAGGUUAUGUCUCUUGCCAAGGAGAACGCCGCUCUUCGUGAGACCGUAAAAUCCCUCACCGACGGAGUGACGCAACUCACCCGGGACAACAGGAGCAUGAAGGAGACGAUGCUGGACCUCCAGGCGAGAAGCAUGAGGGACAAUCUGGUCUUCGCGGGAAUACCGGAAAAGACAGAGGAAGAUCCAGAGGAAACCAUUAAGUCCUUCAUGGAACAUCAGCUCAAGCUUCCAGCAGACACCAUCAGGAACAUCACCUUCCAUCGCGUCCACCGGCUUGGAGCCAAAAAGCCGGCGAACAGGAGGCAGAGACCCAUCAUAGCCAAAUUCGAACACUUCAAGCAGAAGGAGCGAGUGAGGAACCAGGGCCGAGAGCUGAAAGGAUCCAACUUCAGCAUCAACGACCAGUUUCCAAAGGAAAUUCCCGACAGACGCCGCCAUCUGUUUCCGCUUCGCAAGAAGUUUAUCACCGAAGGAUGCCGUGCAGUCAUCGCGGUGGAUAAACUUUUCAUCAACGGCCAACUUUACCGUGAUCCGGAAGCCAUGCCGUGGUUGUAUUAUUAGCGUCUGAAACACGAUUAGGUCAAACAACGGCACCCAUUUUAAGAAAACAGGUUAUCGUCUUCAGUCACAAGAUCAGC
Messenger RNA from Entelurus aequoreus (snake pipefish), 1466 nucleotides. RefSeq lists its product as uncharacterized. The record is from RefSeq and is a predicted model, not a curated record. Gene Ontology annotation, molecular function: nucleic acid binding. Lineage: Eukaryota; Metazoa; Chordata; Actinopteri; Syngnathiformes; Syngnathidae. The transcript is spliced from 4 exons. Bases 1 to 1389 code for a protein of 462 amino acids.